AUGUCUCACGAGGAAGAUCUCAUCGACUACUCCGACGAGGAGAUCCAGACGACUGAUGCGCCCGCCAACGGCAGCGCAGCUGCAACCAAGGGCGGCGUCACCGCCGGUGAUGCUGCAGGCGACAAGAAGGGCAGCUACGUCGGCAUCCACUCGACCGGUUUCCGCGACUUCUUGCUCAAGGACGAGCUCGUACGAGCAAUCACGGACUGUGGCUUCGAACAUCCUUCCGAGGUCCAGCAAGUUACCAUUCCACAGGCCAUCCUAGGAAACGAUGUCCUCUGCCAGGCCAAGUCCGGUCUCGGAAAGACUGCCGUCUUCGUUCUCGCAACCCUCCAGCAGAUGGACGAGAAGCCCGAACCCGGUACCGCCACUAUCCUGGUCAUGUGCCACACUCGCGAGUUGGCCUACCAGAUUCGCAACGAGUACAACCGCUUCGCCAAGUUCUUGCCUGACGUCAAGGUUGGUGUCUUCUACGGAGGAACUCCCGUUCAGAAGGACAUCGAGCUCCUUAGCAACAAGGAUACCCACCCUCACAUCAUCGUCGGUACUCCCGGUCGUAUCAACGCCCUCGUCCGCGAUAGGCAUCUCCGCCUUGCCAACCUGAAGCACUUCGUCCUCGAUGAGUGUGACAAGAUGUUGGACCAGCCCGACAUGCGCAACGACGUUCAAGCCAUCUUUCGCGCUACACCCCAGCACAAGCAGGUGAUGAUGUUCUCCGCCACCCUCAACAAGGAGGUGCGCGUUGUCUGCAAGAAGUUCAUGCAGAACCCGCUCGAGAUCUACGUCGAUGACGAGAAGAAGUUGACGCUUCACGGUCUCCAGCAGUACUACAUGAAGCUUGACGAGAAGGAGAAGAACCGGAAGCUUAACGACCUUCUCGACAGCUUGGAGUUCAACCAGGUCAUCAUCUUCGUUCGCUCGACUCUGCGCUGCUCUGAGCUCGACAAGCUUCUCCGCGAGUGCAACUUCCCCAGCACUGCUGUCCACUCUGGCAUCAGCCAAGAAGAGCGUAUCAAGCGCUACAAGGAGUUCAAGGAGUUCCAGACCCGUAUCUGUGUCUCCACUGACAUCUUCGGUCGUGGUAUCGACGUCGAGCGCAUCAACGUGGCCAUCAACUACGACAUGCCCGACAAGGCCGAUGCCUACCUCCACCGCGUCGGUCGUGCCGGUCGUUUCGGAACCAAGGGUCUCAGUAUCUCGUUUGUGAGCAGCCCAGACGACGAGGCUGUCCUCAAGUCGAUCGAGGAGCGCUUCCAGGUCGAGCUCCCUGAGUUCCCCGAGGAUGGUAUCAACUCGUCCACCUACAUGGACAACUAA
Messenger RNA from Alternaria ethzedia, 1317 nucleotides. It is a transcript of the gene SUB2, whose product is annotated as Suppressor of the cold-sensitive snRNP biogenesis mutant brr1-1. Gene Ontology annotation, molecular function: RNA binding; RNA helicase activity; ATP binding. The record is from RefSeq and is a predicted model, not a curated record. Gene Ontology annotation, biological process: mRNA export from nucleus; mRNA splicing, via spliceosome. The transcript is spliced from 4 exons. NCBI's taxonomy places the organism in Eukaryota, Fungi, Ascomycota, Dothideomycetes, Pleosporales, Pleosporaceae. The coding region runs from base 1 to 1317 and encodes 438 amino acids.